This is a messenger RNA of Nothoprocta perdicaria, 3243 nucleotides long. RefSeq names its product regulation of nuclear pre-mRNA domain containing 2 (gene RPRD2). The record is from RefSeq and is a predicted model, not a curated record. NCBI's taxonomy places the organism in Eukaryota, Metazoa, Chordata, Aves, Tinamiformes, Tinamidae. Bases 1 to 3243 code for a protein of 1080 amino acids. Gene Ontology annotation, molecular function: RNA polymerase II complex binding. Gene Ontology annotation, cellular component: RNA polymerase II, holoenzyme. The transcript has 12 exons. Gene Ontology annotation, biological process: mRNA 3'-end processing.
AUGGAAGAAUUUAAAUUUGGAACCAAAUCUGCCUUUCCUCAUCGAUUGAAUCUUUUUUAUCUGGCCAAUGAUGUCAUACAGAAUUGCAAAAGAAAAAAUGCCAUCGUAUUCCGGGAUACUUUUGCAGAAGUGCUUCCUGAAGCAGCUUCGUUAGUGAAGGAUCCAUCAGUUUCUAAAUCUAUAGAAAGAAUCUUUAAAAUCUGGGAAGACAGGAAUGUAUACCCAGAGGAAACCAUUUUGGCACUAAAAGAAGCUCUAAGUACCACUUUCAAAUCUCAGAAGCAGCUGAAAGAAACUCUGAACAAACAACCGAAUAAGCCGUGGAAGAAAUCUCAAACAUCUACAAACCCGAAAGCUGCUCUGAAGUCCAAGAUUGUUGCUGAAUUCAGACCACAGUCUCUCAUUGAUGAAUUGCUGUUAUAUAAGCGCUCAGAAGACCAGAUAGAACUGAAAGAGAAGCAGCUUUCCACUAUGAGAGUGGACGUGUGCAGCACUGAAACACUUAAAUGCUUAAAAGACAAAACAGGAGGGAAGAAGUUCUCCAAGGAGUUUGAAGAAGCAAGUUCAAAGCUGGAAGAAUUUGUAAAUGGUUUAGACAAGCAAGUGAAAAAUGGUCCCUCGCUGACUGAAGCUCUGGAGAACGCCGGUAUAUUCUAUGAAGCACAGUAUAAGGAAGUCAAGGUGGUGGCAAAUGCUUAUAAAACGUUUGCCAAUAGAGUGAGCAAUCUAAAGAAAAAGCUGGAUCAAUUAAAAGCAACACUUCCCGAUCCCGAAGAGUCUCCGGUCCCUUCUCCAAGUAUGGAUGCCCCGUCUCCAACAGGCUCCGAGUCCCCUUUUCAGGGAAUGGGUGAGGAAGAAAGCUCACGGUCUCCGGUUGGAGGAAGCCGCAAGACGAUAUCUCCAGAGCCUGUGACAGAUAACCGGGAUGUGGAGGACAUGGAACUCUCAGAUGUGGAAGAUGAUACGUCUAAAAUUAUUGUGGAAGAGAGGAAGGAGAAACAGGCUGCUCCAGCCUCAGCUCCUGCAAAGCCGGAAAGUGCCCCCAAAGCGGCGCCCGCGGCUGCUGCGAUCGGUACAACCUCUGUGACGGUGACCACCCCUGCCCAGACUCCUGUGACUCCUCCAACACCGAAGGCAGUGAACACGGCGCCUGUUCUGCCGGCACCGGCGCUCGCUUUGCCAAACCUUGCCAACGUCGACCUGGCAAAGAUCAGCUCCAUUCUUAGUAGUUUAACUUCUGUAAUGAAAAAUACAGGUGUCAGUCCCGCAUCGAGACCGUCCCCGGGAACGCCGACCAGCCCAACAGCUCUUACUGGUGGCUUGAAGACUCCUGCUAUGGGGACUCCGUCUGCUCCUUCAAAUCCUUUGGCAAAUAUUCUCUCCAAGGUGGAAAUAACUCCCGAAAGCAUCUUGUCUGCUCUCUCCAAAACGCAGACACAGACUGCGCCAGCAUUGCAAGGUUUGUCAUCCUUACUUCAGAGUGUUGCUGGAAACACAGUUCAGUCGAGUGAAACUGCAUCUCAGAGCACUUCAGCAUCACCAGCCAACACAACUGUCCCUUGUGUGAAGGGGAGGAAUAUUCCUUCCAAUACUCAGCCCUUUGUAUCUAAAAAUUUUGGUUAUUCUCCAAACUCAUCUACUGCUGAGGUUUCCUCAACUUCAGUUAAUAAGGCUCCCAUCGGACAUGCCCCAGGGCUUUCAAGUUCUAGUUUUAAGCCACCGACAAAUUCCCUGGGUUUUUCCAGUUCCCAUCCUACUAGUCCUUCUUCCCUUCUGCCAACAGAGACUUCAAUGACUCAAUCCUCUGAAAUUUCAAAGGCAAAGCUGGAAUCAGAGCCUCCUUCUCCAAGCUUGGAAAUGAAGAUACACAAUUUCUUGAAGGGAAACCCUGGCUUCAGUGGUCUAAACUUGAAUAUUCCGAUUCUGAGCAGCUUAGGGUCCAACAUUGCAACGGAAAGUCACUCGUCUGACUUCCAGCGUGGUCCUACUAGCACUUCCAUGGACAAUGUGGAUGGAACGCCGGUCCGCGAUGAGCGGAGUGGGACGCCCACCCAGGAUGAGAUGAUGGAUAAGCCAACGUCGAGUAAUGUUGACACUAUCUCCUUGCUGUCCAAAAUCAUGAGCCCUGGCUCGUCUACGCCCAGCAGCACCAGAUCCCCCCUUCAGAGCCGAGACGAUGGCUAUUCCCAAGAACUUUCCAAUUCUGUUCACAGCUACCGCCCUUUCAGCCUGGGCAGAGAUUCUCCAGCCAGCAGGUACAAGCAAUCCGCAGACAGCAUGGAAAUGCCCUCCUCCUUAAUGGACUCCUCCCAGGAGAAGUUUUAUCCAGACACAUCCUUCCAGGAGGACGAGGAUUACCGUGACUUCGAUUACUCUGGGCCGCCACCGUCUGCCAUGUUGAACCUGGAGAAGAAGCCUGCGAAGUCCAUUUUGAAAUCGAGUAAACUCCCCGAAGCUGCCGAGUACCAGCCCGUCCUGCCCAGCUAUAGCCAACGACCGCAGGAGUUCGGCGUGAAGUCGCCUUUUCCUCAGGCCAUGAGGUCUAUCCUCGAGCAGAGCGAGAGCUGCGACCCGCUGUCGUCCUCUCCAGCGAUGUACGGGGGUUACGGCCUCAGGGGCAGCGACUCCACGGCUGACGGCUCCCCCUCGCCGAGCAAGAAUGAGGUUUUUUUCGCGCCGGACUCCAACCACAAUAACCUGUCCAAAUCCGUGGUGCACUCGGGCUUGUCCCAGAAGCAAUACCCAGACUCGCCGCACUCGCUGUCCCACAGGUCGCUUUUCUCUCCUCCAGCCGCGCUGUCCAACGCCGCGGGCCGGGCGCCCGCGCCCAGCGCGGAGAAGCCGCUGGGCUCCUCCGUUUCCGCCACGUCAACCAUGGAGUUCAAGAACAUGCUCAAGAACGCGUCGCGCAAGCCCUCUGAGGAGAAGCACGCGAGCCAGCUCCCCAAGGGCGGCGAGGGCCUGGGCAAGGGCGAGCAGCAGGAGGAGCGCUACCGCAUCGAGACGCGCGUCUCCUCGUCCUGCCUCGAGCUGCCCGACAGCACCGAGGAGAAGGGGGCGCCCAUCGAAACGCUGGGCUACCACAACGCGGCCAGCCGCGGCAUGCCCGGCGAGCCCAUCCAGACGGUGGAGUCGGUGCGCGCGCCGGGCAAGGGCAGCCGCGGGCAGGGCCGCGAUGCCAGCCGGGCCGCCUGGUUCGACGUGGGCGCCGCCGCGGGUGCCUUCGCCAACACGUUGGCCUAA